Molecule: messenger RNA, 1017 nt
Organism: Penicillium chermesinum
Lineage: Eukaryota; Fungi; Ascomycota; Eurotiomycetes; Eurotiales; Aspergillaceae
Exons: 4
Coding region: 1-1017 (338 amino acids)
Source: RefSeq, a predicted model, not a curated record
AUGUCGCUUCGCAAAGACGCUGCCCGCUCUGCCGAUGAGGUCUCUUCAUUCUACGAUAACCUCCAACCCCAAUGGCCUGGCGUUGAAACGACGCCAACAUUCCAUCCCCCGUUCCUGGGCCAUGCCGCUUAUUGCACUGAAUCUCUCGUUCCAUCUACUAUCCUGACUCCCAUUAGUCUUCCCGACAGCUCUUUCCGUCCCAGUCCAGCUCUCAGCCAUCAUUCGCCAGAUUAUGCUCCACAAGAUUACCGGUUUACUAUUAGCGAGUCCACGCAGCCCCAGGGCUUGGGUAUCACCGCGGCUUUCCCCAGUGAAUACCCUAGGACGACUGCUCCCAGCGCCAGCUAUGUGGAUUACGCCCCGGAUGAUUUACAAUACGGGCUGGGUGACUCGUCCAGUAUAUCACCGCAGGGUCCGCCCCUCAAGCGGGUGAAGCGUGCCCUUUCGCAAUCUUCAGCACACGAGGACUCGAAGACCGUCCUUCCUAAUCCGGGAGGAACUGAGCGCACUGAACAAAAGAAAAAAAAAAACCUCGCCUCCCGCAGCCCAUUCAACCACGGCCCCGCGCCCCCGGGCCGGGGCCGCCGUGACCCACAGGCUGAAGAAGAAGAUGACUUCGUUGAGGAGCUGCGGAAUCAGAAUACCGCUUGGAAGGUGGUGCGCGAGAUGUUUCGUGGCCGAUUCAACAAAGAUGCCUCGGAAGCAAGACUACAGAUGCGCCUCCUGCGCCGGAGAGAGAGGCUACAACGGUGGGACGAACAAGAUACCCAGCUCUUGCUCAACGCUGCUGAGAUCUGGGAGGCCAAAAAGUACCACUUUAUCGCAGAGAAGAUGAAAGAGCUAGGCUCCACCAAAGACUAUUCACCCAAAGCCUGCAAAGCUCAACUCAAAAUCCUCGAGAGCAAGCAGCAAGGAACGAGGAGCGUGUCGCCAUCGGCAUUAUCCGACUACCAGCUAUCCCCGACGAUCCCAGCCUCGCGCAAAAGGACGCGGCCACACUCACAAGAGUUGGAGUAA